AUGGCUUCGCUUUCCAACUCAACUAUUUCUGGAAAAGUGCUGAAAGAACCCAACAAUGGGGGAAAGAUGACCUAUCUAGAUAUGUCUCUAGAUGACAUUAUAAUCCUUAAAAAGUUAGAAAGUAAAAACACUGAAUCAAAAAAGAAUGGGACACAGAACCGUAAAAAGAAGAACCCAAUUUCAAGACAGCGAGCAAAUGCUCGUAGGCAUCGCCGGCAAAGAGGAUACUCAAGAUUCAGAUUCCUUGAGGAAGGAAAUGAUACAAAACCGUACCAAGAACCUUCUGGAUUCAAGCCUGGACAAAGCUCUUUAAACAAGCAGCCUGUAAAUAAGCAGGAGAAGUGCAAUGAAAAUUCUAAGUCCCAAGCAGAGAGGAGUGGAAGCCAGUCAGAAGGGAACCAGAAUCAACUGGAAGGAUCUCAAGGCCAAUCAUCAGAAAAUCAUCAUUCAGAGAGAUCUCGUGGCCAUUCAGAGAGUUCUUGUGGCCGGUCAGAGAGUUCUCAGGGCCAGUCGGAAAGAUCUUGUGGCCAGUCGGAAAGAUCUCAUGGCCAGUCAGAAAGAUCUCAUGGCCAAUCAGAGAGUUCUCAUGGCCAAUCAGAGAGUUCUCAUGGCCAAUCAGAGAGUUCUCAUGGCCAAUCAGAGAGUUCUCGUGGCCAUCAGAGAGAUCUCAUGGCCAGUCAGAGAGAUCUCAUGGCCAGUCAGAGAAAUCUCAAGGCCAGUCAGAGAGAUCUCAUGGUCUGUCAGAGAGUUCUUGUGGCCAGUUGGAGAGAUCUCCAGGCCAAUCUGAGAGAUCUCGUGGCCAGUCCGAGAGUUCUCGUAGCCAGUCCGAGAGUUCUCAUAGCCAGUCCAAGAGUUCUUGUAGCCUGUCCAAGAGUUCUCAUAGCCAGUCCAAGAGUUCUUGUAGCCUGUCCAAGAGUUCUCAUAGCCAGUCCAAGAGUUCUUGUAGCCAGUCCAAGAGUUCUCAUAGCCAGUCUGAGAGUUCUCGUGGCCAGUCCGAGAGAUCUCGUGGCCAGUCUGAGAGACCUCGUGGCCAUCCCGAGAGAUCCAAGGGCCAAUCGGAGAGAUCUCGUGGCCAGUCAGAGAGAUCUUGUGGCCAACCAGAAAGAUCUCGUGGCCAACCAGAGAGAUCUCAUGGCCAAUUAG
Molecule: messenger RNA, 1143 nt
Organism: Lutra lutra (Eurasian river otter)
Lineage: Eukaryota; Metazoa; Chordata; Mammalia; Carnivora; Mustelidae
Gene: LUZP4
Product: leucine zipper protein 4
Source: RefSeq, a predicted model, not a curated record